AUGCGACAUUUCAGCAACAAAACUGAGAAGGCCGACAGCCUUGGCCGCGAAAACAGCACGGAUGAGGCCGACCCCACCACAUCUGCUUCACCCCCUGAUAUCGACAGCAAGCAGAAUGCUGAUGCCGGAGCAGGGGAGGAGGAAGAUGAAGAGGACGACUACAUGAACAUGACCUUUGAUGACGCGCCCGCCAGGCAACCAGAGACAUCCCUGCAGCGCAGCCAGCGCCUGCGGAAGGAAGGCCUGAAGCGCGGCAUGGUACCGUCCAAGGCCGAGCUCGCGGCGCAGGAGCGGCAAAAACGCGAGGAGGGCCUGUCGAGAUCGCUGAUCACGGGCGCGGCGGCAGGAGGGGACGACGUGCCGGCGGCGGCCAAGAAGCCGAAGAGCAAGGGCCUGGCGAUGAUGGCGCGCAUGGGGUUCACGCCAGGGUCGGCGCUGGGCAGCCGCGACAACGCCUCGGCGCGCAGCGAGCCGCUGCACAUCGAGACCAAGGAGGACCGCGGCGGCAUCGGCGCCGAUGCCGAGAAGAAGAGGAAGCUGGUCGAGGCGGCCGAGGCGGCGGGGCUGGCCAAGCGCGCCCGCGUCGAGGAGCUCGGCGACUACCGCGACCGCAUGGCGCGGGAGCGCGACGCCGCGCGCAAGGAGAAGCUUGUCUUUGCAGCGCAGAAGAUCGCGGAGAAGAUGGACGAGGACGGUGCGGGUGGGGGAGCACCUACUGCUGUGGCUGCUACUGCCGCCGGCCCAAGGGCCAAGACGACGUCGCGGCCGCUUAAAUCCGUCCCCAUCAUCUACCGCGGCCUCGUGCGCCAUCGCGAGGAGGCCGAGCGGGACCGCAGGAUGCGGUACGACCUCGAGCAGAGCAGCGGCGGGCUGUCGGCCAAGCUACCGGCGUAUGAGGACGAGGGCAUGGACGAGGACGACAAGAUGGCUCUCGGCGGCCGCACGCAGAAGAAGACCGUCUACAUGCCGGCGGACGACCUGGACGAGGAGGACCCCGAGCUAGACGAGUUCGAGGCGCUGGAAGUGGGUGAGAAGCUGGUGAGGCUCGUUGCGUAUCUGAGGGAGAGGCAUCGGUACUGCUUCUGGUGCAAGUUCGCCUACCCUGAUGAGGAGAUGGAGGGCUGUCCUGGUUUCACGGAGGAGGACCAUGACUGA
Molecule: messenger RNA, 1155 nt
Organism: Diaporthe amygdali
Lineage: Eukaryota; Fungi; Ascomycota; Sordariomycetes; Diaporthales; Diaporthaceae
Exons: 1
Coding region: 1-1155 (384 amino acids)
Cellular component (GO): kinetochore
Molecular function (GO): nucleic acid binding
Source: RefSeq, a predicted model, not a curated record